Sorex fumeus (smoky shrew) is the source of this 4528-nucleotide messenger RNA. Its product is annotated as CAP-Gly domain-containing linker protein 1-like. The record is from RefSeq and is a predicted model, not a curated record. Gene Ontology annotation, molecular function: microtubule plus-end binding. NCBI's taxonomy places the organism in Eukaryota, Metazoa, Chordata, Mammalia, Eulipotyphla, Soricidae. Gene Ontology annotation, cellular component: nucleus; cytoplasm; microtubule plus-end. Gene Ontology annotation, biological process: cytoplasmic microtubule organization; positive regulation of microtubule polymerization.
AUGAGUCUGCUGAGGCCCAGCGGGCUGAAGGCCCCCACCAAGAUCCUCAAGCAUGGGAGCUGGGCCCUGAAGGCGCCCUCGGCCGCGGCUGCUCCCGUUGAGAAGUCCGUGCCUGGGGAGAAAACCCCCAGCGCCCCCUCCUCGGAGACGCAGGAGGAGUUUGUGGACGACUUCCAGGUCGGGGAACGAGUCUGGGUGAAGGGGAACAAGCCUGGAUUCAUCCAGUUCCUCGGGGAGACCCAGUUUGCCCCUGGUCAGUGGGCCGGGAUCGUCUUGGACGAGCCCAUCGGCAAGAACGACGGCUCGGUGGCGGGUGUGCGCUACUUCCAGUGCGAGCCGCUGAAGGGCAUCUUCAUCCGGCCGUCCAAGCUGAGCAGGAGCUGGCAGGCCGACGAUGAGACCAACGGCCUGCAGCCAGCGCCUGCUGCCCGGGCCACACCGCCCCUGUCGGCCGCCCCGGCCCCUGCGGCCGCCCCGAAGGCACCCCAGCCCUCCGCGAAGGAGGCACCGGCCACCCCUCACAUCAGCAACCUGACCAGGACGGCCAGCGAGUCCAUCUCCAACCUCUCGGAGGCUGGCUCCCUCAAGAACGGGGAGCAGGAGCUGAAGCUCGGGGACCGGGUGCUGGUGGGAGGCGUGGAGGCCGGUGUGGUGCGCUUCCUCGGGGAGACGAACUUCGCCAAGGGGGAUUGGUGCGGCGUGGAGCUGGACAAGCCGCUGGGCAAGAACGAUGGCGCCGUGGCCGGAACGAGGUACUUCCAGUGUCAGCCCAAGUACGGCUUGUUUGCUCCCAUUCACAAAGUCACCAAGAUCGGCUUCCCCUCCACGACGCCGGCCAAGGCCAAGGCGGCCCCCGCGAGGCGUGUGAUGGCCACCACCCCCGCCAGCCUGAAGCGCCGCCCGUCGGCCUCCUCGCUCAGCUCCGUGAGCUCCGUGGCCUCAUCCGUGAGCAGCAGGCCCAGCCACACGGGACUAUUGCCAGAAACCUCCUCUCGCUAUGCCUGCAAGAUCUCCAGCACAACCGCCCUCCAGGAGGCGCUGAAGGAGAAGCAGCAGCACAUUGAGCAGCUGCUGGCCGAGCGAGACCUGGAGCGGGUGGAGGUGGCCAAGGCCACGAGCCAUGUGGGGGAGAUAGAGCAGGAGCUGGCCCUGGGGGACGGGCACGACCAGCACGUCCUGGAGCUGGAGGCCAAGAUGGACGAGCUGCGGGCCAUGCUGGAAGCGACCGACUGGGAGAAGGUGGAGCUGCUGAACCAGCUGGAGGAGGAGAAGAGGAAAGUGGAGGACCUCCAGUUCCGAGUCGAAGAGGAGUCCAUCACCAAAGGCGACCUGCAGAAGGAGGUGAAGGCCCUGCAGGCGGCCUCCGAGAAGCUCGCCAAGGAGAACGAGGGGCUGAGAACUAAGCUGGACCAUGCCAACGAGGAAAACACGGACGUGAUCGCCCCGUGGAAGUCCAAGCUGGAGACGGCCAUCGCCCCGCACCAACAGGCCAUGGGCGAGCCGAAGGCGUCCGUGAGCCGGGGCGUGGGCGCCGAGGCGGCCGAGCUGGCCGAGCUCAAGAUGCAGAUGGAGAGGCUGCAGUUCGAGUACCAGCAGGAGGUAGAGAACUCGAAGGCCCAGCAGGUGGCUGAGCGUGCAGCGCACGCCUUUGAGCUGCAGACGCUCAGGUCGCGGCUGGUCAGGACAGCCCAGGAGCAGAAGAACAGCCUGGAGGCCGCGCGGGCCAAGCUCGACCAGACCGAGGACCAGCACCUGGUGGAGAUGGAGGACGCCCUGAACAAGCUGCAGGAGGCCGAGACGAAGGUAACGCACCUGGAGGGGUUGCGGGCCAUGUGUAGGCAGCAAGCCCAGGCCCUGGCCGACGCCACGGCGCAGCUGGAGGCCACCCAGCAGAAGCUCUUGCAGCUCGAUGGGCUCCGAAAGGCCAGUUGAGGUCAAUUGGGAAUGGAGAAGCUCAGGCAGCAGCUCCAGGUGGCUGAGCAGCAGAUUCAGGAGUUAGAGAAUGCAAAGCGGGCCGAGAGUGGCAGGUUGGCCGAGAGCCUGGCCGAGGAGCUGCAGGGGAAGGAGCUAGCGCUUCGUAGUCUUCAGGAGAACUUGAACGAAGUCAGUCGAGUGAAGGAGGCUUUGGAGAAAGAGGUGGACGUGAGCCGCAGCCAGUCCCAGGCUCUGCAGGCCGAGCACGCCAAGCCCACCACGGAGAGCCAGGCGCAGCACGAGGAGGCGCUGCAGGCCCUGCAGAAGCUGCUGCUGCAGGCGGAGGAGAAGCUGCAGGCGGUGCAGGCGGAGAACGGGAGCCUGCUGCGGGAGGUGGCCAAGCUGAAGACGCAAGCCGACAAGGCCAAGUCAUUAACUUACCUAAUAACAUCAGAGGAAAUUGAGCUGAUGUCGGAGGAUCGCAGGGCCCUGAGGUCAGAGAAUCAAUUACUGGCGAAGGAGAAGCUCUCUCUGAAGUCAGAGAGAGAGUCAUUGCUAUUGAAGUUGAAGGAAGCGGAGGCCAAAAACUCUUCGCUGCGGGAAGAGCAGAGGAAGCUCUGGCUGUUGAACCAAGCGAUUCUUUUCGAUAAAGAGAAGGUCAUCGAGGCCAGGCGGGCCGCAGAGAAGCUCUGGCAGGAGGAGCAGCUCGGCCGAGAAGCCCUCGAGGCAGAGAAAGAGAAAGUGCUGGAAGAAGCCAGGGCGGUGCAGGAGGAGCUCCAGAGGGUGGGCGCGGAGAACGACACCCUGCAGGUCGCCAAGGUGGGGCUGCAGGCCCUGGUGGAGGAGCUGCAGAUGAGCAAGAGCAGCCUGGUGGCUGAGUGUAAGAAGGGCCUGGAGGAGAGGGGCCAGCUGGAGGAGCAUGUCAAGAAGCUGGUUCUGGAGAACCUAUCCCUGGCCAAGGACAAGGACAACAUCAUCCAGAAGCUGCAGUGCUCCUAUCAUGAGCUGGCUUGGGAUCAGAAGUCGCUGGCGCAAGAGAUCGAGGAGCUCACGGCCGAGAAAGAGUCGGCCCUCGAGAAGCAGUUGGAGCUCGACAGCCUGUGCCUGGCCCUGAAGCUGGAGCGUGACGGCCUGGCUCAGAGGAACAAGGAGCUGCAGCUCGAGAAGGACCUGCUGCGCCAGGAGCAGGAGAAGCUGGGCGCCAGCCUGGAGGCGGCGCUGCAGGCCAAGGAGCUGCUGGGCACCGAGGCCAGCUGCCUGCGCACGCAGCUGGACGAGGCCACCAAGACCGUGCACAAGGCCGAGCUGGAGGCGCUGCAGCAGGAGCUCCAGGGGCUGGCGGAGGCCAGGGACGCAGCCCGCAGCCUGGAGAAGACACACGCCAGCGUGCUGCAGGCCAAGGAGGCGCUCGACGCCGAGCGGCAGGAGGAGUGCCGGCGGCUGGCGGAGGACAGGCUCGCGGCACAGCAGGCCCUGGUGCAGGAGCGGGAGGCCCGCGCCCAGGAGACCCAGGCGGCCGCCCACAAGGCCAGCCAGCUGCGAGGCCGCCUGGUGCUGCUGGAGCAGGAGGUGGAGGAGCUGCGGGCGCGUGCCCAGGGGCUGCAGGCCGAGCACCUGGACCUGCUGGAGGAGAAGGCGCGGUCAGAAGAGAAGGUGGCCGAGAUCCUGCGGGAGAAGGAGCAGCUGGCCGGCAGUUACUUCCUCCUCCAGAAGGAGGUCAGUCGGCUGGCCCAGACCAGCAGCCACGUCUCGGCCAACCUCCUGGAGGCCCAGAAGGAGAACCGCAUACUGAGGAAGGACAAGAUCAGGCUCACCUUCAAGAUCAGAGAGCUCAAGACGCUGCACUCUUUUACGGCUGUGCAGACAGCGGAAGAUGCCAGGCAUUUUAUGCAGCAACUGUCCCAGGAGAAGACAGAGACCCUGGCCUCCCUGGAGGACACCAGGAACACCAAUGCAAACUUGCAGAAUGAGAUCGAUUUCCUGAAUUCCGUGAUCGUGGACCUCCAAAGAAAGAAUCAGGACCUCAAGAUGAAAGUGGAGAUGAUAUCCGAGGUGGCUCUCGACGGGAACGGGGACGACUCAACAAUUACGACGACAACUUCGGCCCGGCCACCCCAUUCUCUGCACUGUGCAGCAAUCACCAGCACUUGAAGGAUGACAUAACCAGCUAUUUGUGAAACACCUAGAAUAACCAUUUUACUGUCUUUACAAGGUUUACAUUUUUCACUGUGGUUUUAGAUGAAUGUAUGAUGAGAAAUUCAACAUUACUAAUUUUGGAUUUUCUUACCACAAAAAGAUUGAAUGAAGGACCUCAACCAUCAGAAGUUUAUCAUCCAGUUUCAAUCUAUUUUUCUUUAUUUGAAUGUUUUCUAGUUCUGUCAAAAGUGAUAAUGUACCAUCCAGGCUACAUGUAUAAUAAGAACUUCUAUAAUUAUAUGUAUGAUUUUGAUGUAUUUUCCUCUGGAGAUUAUCAGCUGUCUGACAAGUGAAAGAUCUGGAUCCAUUGAAAUUUUUAGUAAUGACCAUUAUUGAAAUUGUUUCACAAACUAUGUAAAGCAGUAUUAAAAUUUGAGCAAGCAAGUGUUCUAUAUCUACUUUAAUAAAAUUAUUUAUU